Molecule: messenger RNA, 2037 nt
Organism: Eucalyptus grandis
Lineage: Eukaryota; Viridiplantae; Streptophyta; Magnoliopsida; Myrtales; Myrtaceae
Product: protein SHI RELATED SEQUENCE 1
Exons: 2
Coding region: 745-1716 (323 amino acids)
Biological process (GO): positive regulation of DNA-templated transcription
Cellular component (GO): nucleus
Molecular function (GO): DNA-binding transcription factor activity; DNA binding
Source: RefSeq, a predicted model, not a curated record
CCCCCUCACAUGCUCCCGAUUGUCUCAUUCCCAAACCUUUUUCAACGCGGAGAGAGAGAAGACAGAGAGAGAGAGAGAGAGAGAGAGAGAGAGGGGGAGGCAGUCUCUGGAGUCGCAAUAAAUGAGAGUGUGCGGAGGAGAGAGAGAGAGGGAGCGAAGAGUGGGGGCUGCGAGAGUCGCCAUGGCGGCGUUUGCAGGCUGUAAUUCCGUGCCAUAAUUGCAUCGAUCCCCUCCCCUUCUCCUCUUUCUCCUUCUCCUUCACCUUCUCCUUCUCUCUCUCUCUCUCUCUAAAGUCAAAUUCUUGCUCUUUCUCUGUCUGUCUGCACCUUAAAAAACCCUCCUCCCAUGUCCCAACAGGGGCCAUCACUCGCCCAAAAAGCUGCAACAACAGAAAGCAAUCCCAACCCCAACAACAGCAACAACAGCAACCACCACCGCAACAAGACCGAUCCCACAACAAACCAGCGAAACGAAACCUAAACCAGGCUAAACAACAACCUAAGAAACUUCAUAAGAUCAUCGCUGUUCUCUAGUCACGGGCUCAAGCACACCCAUUUAAUAACCCCUCCCCUCUCUCUCUCCCUCUCUCCCUCUCUCUCUCUCUCUCUUCUCUCUGUGUGAGUGUGUGUAUGUCAUGGAUCGCCUCUCACUUUUGAGGGCAUCAUCAUCAUCAUCACCAUCAUCAUCAUCACCAUCAUCAUCAUCAUCGCUCUCAGCUUCUGCCGUCGCCACUACGUGCAAGAAAUGGCUGAGGUUUUCUUUUUAAGCCAGCUAGCACCCCCGUCAGCUCACCAGGAUCAAGAACCGGUGGAGGAUACGAACACCCUCUUGCACGGGCCGUCCAACCACCAUCAGGAGGCGGAGGAGGAGCAGGAGAUCUUGCAGCUAUGGCCGCAGAGCCAGUGGUAUCACCAGCCCCACCACCAUCAGAGCGCGGACGGCUUCUUUUCGCUUGGAGCAGGCCCUAGUUCGCGAUCUCCGGAGCUACUGACGAUGAUGAUGAGGCACGGAGGAGAAGGAGGAGGAGGAGGAGGAGGGAUAAAUUGCCAAGAUUGCGGGAAUCAAGCCAAGAAGGACUGUGUCCACUUGAGGUGCAGGACUUGCUGCAAGAGCCGAGGGUUCGAAUGCCCGACCCACGUCAAGAGCACGUGGGUCCCUGCCGCCAAGCGCCGCGAGCGGCAGCAGCACCUCGCCACCGCCGCCGUCAUGCACCACCACCAGCAGCAACAGCCGCUGCGGCAAGAGCAGCCGUUUCAGCUCGACCAUUAUUUCAAGAGGCAGAGAGACGGCGAAGUCGCCGCUGCCCCGCCGUUCCCCAUCGCUACCUCGGGGUUGGAAGUGGGACAGGCACUCCCUCCGGAGAUCAAUUCAUCCGCCGUUUUCCGAUGCCUGAGAGUAAGCGCAAUGGAUGACACCGACGAGGAGUUCGCUUAUCAAACGGCUGUCAAUAUUGGAGGGCAUGUUUUUAGGGGGAUUCUCUAUGAUCAAGGGCCCGAGAGCCGCUUCAGUUCGGCAGGUGAGAGUUCUUCUGGUGGCGGCGGUGGAUCUCAUCAGCCUCUUAAUCUGAUAACAGCCGCGCCAGGCUCCACCUCUGCUGCAGCCACAACCGCCGCUGCCACAGGCAACCUGGCCACCACAUUGCUGGACCCUUCGAUUUAUGCGACUCCACUCAAUGCUUUCAUGGCCGGCACGCAAUUCUUCCCGCCCCCAAGGUAAUUACUGGAAGGUUCAUCGCUCAGCAUUAUCGACUAUUUUUCCAUCCAAAAGUCUCGAGAUUUUAGAUCCAUCAACGGCGAAAAUUGCAGAACUCUACCAUGGCAUCGAAGCUUAUACCUAUGAGUUUGAACUUUGAUUAGAUGAGGCAAACUCCUAAAAAAUUCAAGAAUAAUCUUUCGGAAUCUGAUGAUUAUCUCAUGCAUUCGUCCUUGUCCGGACUCUAUUGUAACGUUCUUAGUUUAAGUAGAUUCAAGUUUGACUUUCUAGCAGUGUAACGUCUUCAUUUCAUGUUUAAAUAUGGAUGAUGAUGCCAUUUUUCUU